Messenger RNA from Lates calcarifer (barramundi perch), 3699 nucleotides. RefSeq names its product myocyte enhancer factor 2b (gene mef2b). Gene Ontology annotation, molecular function: DNA-binding transcription factor activity, RNA polymerase II-specific; RNA polymerase II cis-regulatory region sequence-specific DNA binding; protein dimerization activity. The transcript has 9 exons. The record is from RefSeq and is a predicted model, not a curated record. Bases 246 to 1508 code for a protein of 420 amino acids. Gene Ontology annotation, biological process: positive regulation of transcription by RNA polymerase II. NCBI's taxonomy places the organism in Eukaryota, Metazoa, Chordata, Actinopteri, Centropomidae.
CAGCAGCGCUCCUGAACCAUCCGCUACUACUGCACCAGGUGAAUAAUAUCUCUACAUCAACACGGGACCAGAACACAAGGCAAAGCUCCUUUUGCCUUUUUUUUUUUUAAACAUUUGUCGAUUUUUUUUUAUUUGUAACUUUUCCCUGGUCUGAUUGGUCUCGCUCGAGCGGCUGACACUCAGAAGUAAACAGAGAAAAAAGGAGAUCGAGGAACAGGUGUCAGAGUCACAGACGGCAGAAAAAAAUGGGAAGAAAGAAAAUACAAAUUUCUCGUAUUCUGGACCAGAGGAACAGACAGGUGACCUUCACCAAGCGCAAGUUUGGACUGAUGAAGAAGGCGUAUGAGCUGAGCGUGUUGUGUGACUGUGAGAUCGCCCUCAUCAUCUUCAACAGCACCAACCGCCUGUUCCAGUACGCUAGCACAGACAUGGACAAAGUGCUGCUCAAGUACACAGAGUACAGCGAGCCGCAUGAGAGUCGCACCAACACAGACAUACUGGAGACCCUGCGUAGGAAAGGUCUCGGUCUCGACAGCUCAGAGCUCGACAGUGAGGAGAGCAUGCAGGUGGCUGCAGACAAAUAUCCUCUCAGCGAGGGCAUGGAUCUCUCUGUGGCACGCCAGCGCUUCUAUGCUCCGUCGCUGCUCUCACCGGAGGCCCAGUUCCUGGUGUCUGCGGGCUGUGAAAACGGCUUUCCCAACUCUGGAUCCAGCAUGGCACCCCACAGACCCCCAGGCUUUAAAGCUAUUAGCUCCAGACCCGGCUCCUCUAGCCCUGCUACGCCACACGCACAUAGUGCAUUCAUGUCGCCACACUCAGGUAUCGGCUACUCUGUCUUCUCCCACGGCAACCUGAAUCGAGCUCUGGACAUGAAAAGCCCUCCUCCUCUGAACCCGGGCAGUGAGAACCUGCGGGGAGAUGCUGCUAAUCAGGCCAUGGCUGCCACACGUGCUAACCACAGCUCUGCUAGGGGUCUCUUGUACCAGGGCCUGCACAGCGGCAGCUCCAUGGUAGCCAUGGGCAAGGCUGGGCUGCUGGGCCACAGUUUGGGAGGCUACGGCCUUCCCUCCUCCGGGGCUUCUGAGUACAGCCAACCUGGUUUUUAUCACUCUGUUAGUCUACAGCGAGGAGCAGUGAACCCCUGGCAAACAGCACAGCCGCCUCAGGAGCCCCAUGGGCCUCAUAUAAGCCCAGGGAUGUCCAGCGGAGGGUGCUCCUUCCCCUCUCAGUCAUGCUCUUCAACCUCUCCACAUCUGCCCUCCCUCAACCUCAGCAUCAAAUCAGAGCGUAGCUCUCCUGAGCACAUGUCCUCACCCACAUCCCCUCCUCUACACCAUCUCAGGCAGCACUCUCCAAUGAGUGACCCCGGUUCUGCUCGCCACAGCCCUCCAGAAACCCGGCCGGCCAAUGAGACAAAGGAAUUUCCCAAAGCUGGCUACCCACAGGACGAAGAGGAAGGAGGGCAGCCGCUCAGGCAGUUAGAGAUGAGUGACGGCUGGCAGAGAUAGCUGGCUGCUGCAUCUCCCAUUCAAUCAGCUAUCUUCCAUCACAACCAGCGCUCUGUUACACACACACAGACACACACACACACACACACACACACACACACUCACACACGUAUAACACAGAAGAUAGCAGGAUGGGGUCGAUUUGUCCCCAUCAUCCCUCUCUUUGUCUCCUCACACAGAGCUGGUCUCUCCCAGGCAAAUUUUUCUCUGCAUCACUUGAUUGAUCCCAUGAGGAGACAGAUGCAUACAGACAUUUGCUUUUUGUUUGGUUAGGUUUAGUUUUCUGUAUUGAGAUAAUGUGAAUCAAAAAAAACAAAAAAAAAAACAACAAAAAAAACCAAUUUGUUUGUUUUGUUCAGUGACUUUGUUGAAGUUAGCUACAGCAGCAGCACAGUGGGACCAACUGAAUUUCUCCAAAAGUGUAAAACAUGUCUACGUCACAUAUUUAUCAUAUAUCACAGCGGCCUUCAGUGUUUGGUGUGAAAAUUGGAAAAUAGCUAUAAAAUUACACUCUACUGUCUUUGUAUAAAUGUUACAGUGCAAAGCAGAUGGGAAUGGAGGAUGACUGUUUACGCCAGCCAGAACAAACCACUGAGUCUCUGUGUACAGCAAACCUCUACACCUUGUGUCCCUGUUGUUAUAUAAGCUUAAAUGUUUUAGCCUUUAGCCUAAAAUCAGUGACAUGGUCUCCCCACUCAAAACCAGUUAGACAUCAAACAUCAGUGGAGCCUUGGCCUUGUCUGAAAUAGUGAAAUGUGCCUGGACACGAGGACAUCUUAAAGGAAAGGUGCAUUUAUUUAUUUUUUGUUUGUUUGUUUGUCUUAAAACAAUACUGAUACAGCUCAUGUGUGCUCUGAAAUUGUUCUUGGUGAACACAAUUGGUCCUGUUGUCUGUAUAGGCCAUGAAAAGAUCUCUUCAUAAUGCAAUCCUAAUUUAAGAAAUGAAGGAUUCAUUCAUUCUGCACUAAAAUGCACUCUAAAAUUCAGGCUUUAAUUCAACUCCCUCUUUGUGUUUGCUGAGACAGAGGGAUAAUCAAGUCAAGCUUAUUUGUAGAGCAUAUCUCUCACAGAGGAAAGUGUCUUACAAUGUAAUACAAUGAGAAUUUUGUACUAAAAAUACUGUGUAGAAUGCAUUUCGAUAUAAAAUGAGGACUGUCCUUAUUGUCCCCUGUAAGAUCUCUUCUGAUUAGACAGGAGGAACAAGUCCAGUGGCCAAAAACUGCUUCAGUGUACAUAUGGAUGUGUGGGUAUAGACUUGAAAAAAAAAAAAAAAAGUGAACUUAUCCUUUAAAAUCUGUUCGUCUCCUUCGGAAGUUUAAAAAACAAAUUUCUUCCCAUGUUUGUGGAAAAACUAAAUUUUAGUUUCAUCUUUGUCAAUAACAAUAUUUAUGACAAUCUGCUUCAAAUAAAGACCAAAGUGUUUGAAUAUUGUCGCUAUGCAUUACAAUCAACUAUUGCAACACAUAGAGAUGUACUGUACUAUUUGUCUAUAAUUGACCAUAGCAGAUUAAUUUUGUAAGUGCAUACUGAUAUUUAGAAAUAUAUGAGACACUGUGUAAUGAAUGAGUAUAAUUAUUCAUAGAAUAUUUCAUUUAAAAACUCAGAAAUGACAUUUUUUAUUGAAGAAUAUUUGAUUUUCAUUAUUUGUGUACGUUUAUUUUGCACUGUAUUUUUGUGCACUGUACAUCAGUGUGUUUUAGAUCGGCAUAUCCAACUUUUGUUCUGCGAACGACAAACUAUCCUCUGACUCUUGGUUGGAAUGAAUUUACACUUAUUGUCCACAAGGGGUCAUCUUCUUUUACAAUAUUUGGAUCUGAAUGAGAAGUUGCCGAGCAGAGAGGACCAGCCUUAACUAUUAGUGAUUAAUUAUCUAAUGAAUCUCUAUGAGUGGACCCAGGUUCAGUGGUUCACCCUGAAGACGUUUAAGAAAUACACAAGGACAAACUCUGCAGAGAUUCAGUGAGCCAGCUGGUAAAGGGUUUCAAGUUCAAGUGCUGCUGUGGAUCUAGCUCCUUUUUUUUAAUGCAGUUAUGUGGAUUAAUAUCAGCAUGAAAAACCAAGUUAUCAGUAUUCUGAUGUUUUGGAUUUAGGUUUUAUAUGUUUGCUGAAUGCUUCACUAACAGAACAAGAGACUGAUUUUUAUUUGACAUUUGUUGUGAUUCCUUUUAAAUAAAAAAAGGUUUGAUUUUUA